GAUCCGAAUUCACUCUCUCUAAAUUCCCUUGUAAAAGCACCCGUGCAUUCUCCCUUAUAAUAUAAAGUGGGCUACAGGUGUUCCACCUAAAGUCCUACCGGUCAAUCUGCGUGUUUUUACCUUUCUUACUUUGCCAAAUCAAGCAAACUAUUUUAGACCCGGUCUAGUAUAGUUUGACCGGUCAAGUAAUUUACACCAUCAUUUUUGGCGCCACCCGUGGGACCGUUAAGGUUUCUUCUCCUGAACACAAACCUACCCACCAAAACACCACUCGAAAUGUCUUCCAGCCAACAAAUCAACGCUACUUCCGCUCAGGUGCAGGCCACCAACGAGGGAGCCAGCGUCCCUGUGGCUGCUACCAUACCGGUCAUUUCAGCCCCGGUAUUGCCUCUGGGUCUGAGCUCUGUCCUGACGGCCAGCGUGAUCAGUCCCUUCGUGACCCCCGUCCCUUCCGCUGGACCGAGGGUAACAUUCCCACCAAGCAUGGCUCAGUUCAUGAAUGACCCAGCCAACCUACAAGCCAUCCAGGGCUUUGGCCAGGUCAUGGCCAUGUGCCAACAGAACGGGGGGAUGCCUUUCCUCCCUGGUAUGUUCCCAUUCGCCCUUCCAGGCGCGGGGACCAUGCCCCUACAAGCUCCGAUGGCGGUGACGUCGCUCCAGACGCCGAUGCCGCAACCAUCACCUUUCCAGCCCCAGCUGGUCAGCACCAUGGCCCCUGUCAACUUGGCCGGUGCACUUAACGCUGCAGGGCCGUCGCGUCCCCCGCAAGCUACGGAUCCGCAGAUCACUCCUGAUAGUUCUACCGGUCGAACUAGGAUCAGGCCAGGCAUCAAUAAAGUUGGGGCGGUGAUUUCCAUGCCUCAUCUAUGCAUGAAGUUCCACACUCCAGGUGGUGUGGGUGAGGUGAAGGGCGACCAGAGGAACGCCCGGGAGUGCUAUGUCGGGGCAGUCAAGAAAAUGACCAGGGGGGUCAAUGUCAUCUCCCAAGAGAUCACAAAAGGAGAGACCCGGGAGAAACUGGAGCCCGAGGCUGAAACGGUGGAAAUCGAACUUCACCCGGGUGAUUCUUCGAGGAUGGUCAGAAUUGGAGCAAAUCUCCCCGAGGAUCUCAAGGAGCAGGUUACACGGGUCCUCCAAGAGUACGCGGGCAUAUUCGCAUGGAGCGUGGCGGAUAUGCCCGGGAUAGAUCGCUCUGUUAUCUGCCACCGGUUGGCCGUGAGGGAAGGAAGUCGACCGGUACGCCAAAAGAAGCGGUACCUGGCCAGUGACCGGCGAGACUUCGUCAAGAAGGAAGUGAAAGACCUCCUCAGUGUUGGUCA
Cuscuta campestris is the source of this 1319-nucleotide messenger RNA. NCBI's taxonomy places the organism in Eukaryota, Viridiplantae, Streptophyta, Magnoliopsida, Solanales, Convolvulaceae. The record is from the annotation of a GenBank genome assembly.